This is a messenger RNA of Entelurus aequoreus (snake pipefish), 3278 nucleotides long. Its product is annotated as zinc finger protein 569-like. The record is from RefSeq and is a predicted model, not a curated record. Gene Ontology annotation, biological process: regulation of transcription by RNA polymerase II. The coding region runs from base 211 to 3036 and encodes 941 amino acids. NCBI's taxonomy places the organism in Eukaryota, Metazoa, Chordata, Actinopteri, Syngnathiformes, Syngnathidae. The transcript has 5 exons. Gene Ontology annotation, molecular function: RNA polymerase II cis-regulatory region sequence-specific DNA binding; DNA-binding transcription factor activity.
AAUGAGUGCGUGCAUGUACACUUUUAUGUAAACAGGUAAUAGUUGUUUGUAUCCGGAUACAUUAGUCUGAGCGCAUUUUGACGCGUCUUGUGCUAGCUUAGCUUGCUAGUUAGCUUAGCUUGUUAGCUGCUAACAAAGAGACGCGGACGUUAUCAACACAUCACUAAGUAGAGAUCAAAUGUGAGUGUCAAGUGUUGUGAUUGUGUGAAAAUGUGCGAAAGAACGAUAGCAAAGUAUGAGGAGGAACUUUGUCCAACAAAAGAGGAGAAGGAGCGACAACAUCAACUACUGGACGCUGUUUUCAAGAAACAUCAAGUUGUGUUACACAGAACAGACGUCCAGCAGCCCCCUCACAUUAAAGAGGAAGAUGAGGAACCACAGCCCCCUCACAUUAAAGAGGAAGAGGAGGGUCCACAGCCCCCCCACAUUAAAGAGGAAGAGGAGGAAGUGUGGAUCACUCAGGAGGAAGAGUGUCUUCUAGGGCAGGAGGAGGCUGAUCUCACCAAGUGUCCACUGACUGUUGUCUCUGUGAAGACUGAAGAGCAUGAAGACAAACCACCUGAGUCCUCACAGCUUCAUCACAGUCCAGACGUCUGUCAAGAACAUCUUCUACCUGAGCAGGAGUGGAGCUCCAGGGUGGAGCAAAAGGAGCUACCACCCCCCAGAAUCAAAGAAGAGGAGGAGCCAGAGCCCCCCUACAUCAAAGAGGAAGAGGAGGAACAGAGCAUUAGGCAGGAUGGAGUGCAUUUUGAAGGACUGGAGGUUGGUGUGAUUGUGAAGGGUGAAGGUGACGAGGUCAAAGGUGAAAGUGAGGAGACGAGAGAGGCGGAGCCUCCAAGCAGCAGCUCAACACAACACAUGACAACAGAAGCUGAUGGAGACCACUGUGGAGGAUCACAAGCAGACAAGCUCUUAGCUCCACUAUCAGAUAGUGAGGACACAACGUCACACUCUCCUGACAGAAUACGCACUGGAGAGAAAGUUUUUGCCUGUUCAUUCUGUGGUAAGGGUUUCAGAUACAACCCAAAUCUGGUAGUCCACAUGAGAACGCACACUGGCGACAAACCUUUCACCUGUUCAGUCUGCGGCAAGAGUUUUCGACACAGACCAAACCUGAUGGUGCACAUGAGAACCCACACCGGAGAAAAACCUUUCACCUGUUCAGUCUGUGGUAAAGAUUUUGGACAGAAUCAAAACAUGAAAUUACACAUGAGAACGCACACCGGAGAGAAACCUUUUUCUUGUGCCGUCUGCGGCAAAUGUUUCAGACAAAACCACAGUUUGCAAAUACACUUCCGGAGACACACUGGGGAUCGACCUUUCACCUGCUCAAUCUGUGGUAUGGGUUUUACGCAAAAUCCACAUCUGCAAGUACACAUGAGGACGCACACUGGAGAAAAACCUUAUGCCUGUUCAGUCUGCGGUAAAGGUUUCAGACAAAAGCCGAACUUGAAAGUGCACAUGAGGACGCACACCGGAGAGAAACCUUUUUCCUGUUUAGUCUGUGGCAAAGGGUUUGGACAAAACCAUAGUUUGAAAGUACACAUGAGAACGCACACUGGUGGGAAAGUUACUGUAGGUGGCGCUAGUCACUUCAGGCCAUGGCUGCAACGCACCAGGAAGGAGAAGAAGAAGCAGAACAAAGACACACCAGCCGCAGCUAAUAAAGAACAUCUUCUUGAGCCGCAAGAGUGGACCUCUAGGAUGGCGCAAGAGGAGCCACAGUCCUUCCGCUUUAAAGAAGAGGAGGAGCACCAGCCCCCCUACAUUAAAGAGGAGGAGGAGGAACACAGCAUCAGUCAGGAGGGAGAGCAGCUUGAAUGGUUGGAGGAGUUCCCAGUAAUUGGUGUCAUUGUGAAGAGUGAAGAUGACGAGGUCAAAGGUGAAAGUGAGGAGAAGAGAGAGGCGGAGCCUCCAAGCAGCAGCUCAACACAACACAUGACAACAGAAGCUGAUGGAGACCACUGUGGAGGAUCACAAGCAGACAAGCUCUUAGCUCCACUAUCAGAUAGUGAGGACACAACGUCACACUCUCCUGACACUGAUGAUGAAGACUCUAAAGAAGAUAAGACAUGUCACACUGACAACACCCACUUGAAAUGUUCCCACUGUGACAAAACAUUUGCUCACCAUUGUCAUCUGAAAAUACACACGAGAACGCACACUGGAGAGAAACCUUUCAUGUGCUCGGUUUGUAGUAAACAAUUCUCCCGGAAGGAAAGUUUGAUCAUACACACGAGAAUACACACCGGAGAGAAACCUUUCAUCUGUUCAGUCUGCGGCAAAGGUUUUAUACAAAAUAGUGAUUUGAGAAAACAUACAAGAAUACACAUAGGCGAGAAACCCUUUUCCUGUUCAAUCUGUGAUAAAUGUUUUACACAAAAAGAUACGUUGAAAACCCACAUGAGAGUGCACACGGGGGAAAAACCAUUCAAGUGCUCAGUUUGCAGCAAAAGAUUCUCCUGGAAAGAAACUCUGAAAAAACAUACACGAAUACACACAGGAGAAAAACCGUUCUGCUGUUUAAUCUGCGGCGAAGGUUUUAUACAAAGCAGUGAUUUGAAAGUACACAUGAGAAGACACACCGGAGAGAAACUGUUUUCCUGUGCGAUCUGUGGGGAAGGCUUUGUACACAGUCAGAGUUUGAAAGUGCACAUGAGAAGACACACUGGCGAAAAACCUUAUUCCUGUUCGAGCUGCAACAAAAGCUUUUGUGACCGAUCGACACUUGUAAUGCACGUGAGAACGCACACUGGCGAAAAACCUUAUUCCUGUUCAAUUUGCGGCAAAGGUUUCGCACGGAAUACAUUUUUGACAGUGCACAUGAGAACCCACACCGGUGAAAAACCACAUUCCUGUUCAAGCUGCGACAAAAGCUUCUGCGAAAGGUCAACACUGGUGAAACACAUGAGAACACACACUGGAGAGAAAGUGUACAGUUGCAGUGUGUGUGAUAAAAGAUUCUCUUACAAAUACCAGAUUAACAAACACAAGUGUGUUGGUGAGAACAGCAGCAGCUGCGGGACUUCUAAAUAAACUGUCAAUACUUGCUUGCAACAUAACAGAAGCCGAUGGAGACCACUGUGGAUCUUGUAACACAAUGUUUGAAUGCUUCUAGCGUUUAAAUGCAAUACAAAUAGUUUAAUAUAAAAUAUUUAAAAGAUUUAUGGCAAAGUGUCAGUCCAUUGUAUUACAUUAAAAUGAAAACAUUGUGAAACAUUUGUUUUAACAUUUCAUUUGUGUGGAAAACUUUCUGUGAUACAAUCGAGUUUGUACCC